Molecule: messenger RNA, 2311 nt
Organism: Menidia menidia (Atlantic silverside)
Lineage: Eukaryota; Metazoa; Chordata; Actinopteri; Atheriniformes; Atherinopsidae
Source: the annotation of a GenBank genome assembly
AUGGCUCAAUGUUUGGGUAAAGACGGACCAGGAAUGGCUGAAAAGAAGCGGAGACUUUCCCUCCCCUCCCCCACAGACUUAACCAUGUCUCAAGUGGAGAAAAAGGCGGGUCUGCUGAGGAGGACGUCCUCCUCUAAAAAACCUUUGAAGGAGAAGGUGGUUCUGAUGUACGAUGAGAUCUUUGCAAAAGAAGACCCAGCCAAAAAUAAUCCUCGCUUCUGGGACGAGCUGUUUCUGAUGAAGGUGAACCUGGAAUACCUGGAGUCCAAACUGGAGAGCGUAGAUGGGGAGGAAGUCCAGCGUAUUCAAGACAACAUCAACUCUCUGUUUCACCACUGCGUCCAGGCUCUGGGAGAGGAGCAUCAGAUCAAAGUGGUUAAUGCCCUGCAGACGCUCUGCGCUCUGUUUCGAGGGGUCCACCAGAAAAACAAGUCGGCCUCUGGCUUCGACAUCAUUAACAUGCUGAUGGGCUUCGACAAGGCCGAGCAAAGGAUGAAGGACCUGAUGGAGAGGCUGGAUUGCCUUCUUUGUGGAGACGGCUCCGAGAGUCUGAAGAGCCUUUGCCUCAAACUGCUGCUGUGUUUAGUGACGGUAACAGACAAUAUUAGCCAGAACACCAUCCUGGAGUAUGUGAUGAUCAACAGCAUCUUUGAAGCCAUCCUACAAAUUCUGUCGGAUGUUUCCAGUAGAGGGCAGCAUGGUUAUGAUGCAGUGGUUCUUCUGGCCCUCCUCGUCAACUACAGAAAAUAUGAGUCUGUGAAUCCGUAUAUUGUGAAACUCUCCAUUGUGGACGAUGAGCCAACAUUAGAUGGAAUGGGCAUGGUGGUCCACCAAGCCCUGACAGAAUAUAACAGACAAUACAAAGACAAAGAGGAGGAGCACCAGGGCGGCUUCUUCUCCACCCUCACCAGUAUGGUCGGCAGCAUGUUCAUAGCAGAUGCGGAUGAGAAGCUCUCUGUGCAGACAAAUGAGGCGAUUCUGCUGGCUCUCUAUGAGGCCGUGCACCUGAACAGAAACUUCAUCACCGUGUUAGCACAGAGCCACCCUGAGAUCGACAUCGCGGCGACGCCCGCCGUCCCGACUCCCACCACUCCCACGACUCCCCUCGGCACCACGCCGCCCUCCCUAGACAUGCUGAACAACCCCGAGCUGCCCUUGGAUCCCAACCUGCAGACCAGCAACCUGCUCAUUACCUUCCUAAAAUACGCCUCCAUUGUGAUGCAGGACACUAAAGACGAGCACCGACUGAACAGCGCCCGCCUGUGCCUGAUCAUCCUCACCUGCAUAGCUGAGGACCAGUAUGCCGAUGCCUUUCUUCACGAUGACAACAUGAACUUCAGAGUCAGCCUCCACAGGAUGCCCAUGAGACACAGGAAAAAAACUGUGGACAAAAAUAUUCCUUCUCGUCCGCUGGUGUGUGCGGUUUUAGAUUUAAUGGUGGAGUUUAUCGUCACUCACAUGAUGAAGGAUUUCCCCAUGGAUUUAUACUUGCGCUGUGUGCAGAUCAUCCACAAACUCCUGUGUUACCAGAAGAAAUGCAGAAUCAGGUUACACUACACAUGGAGAGAGCUCUGGUCAGCUCUCAUCAACCUGCUCAAGUUCCUGCUGUCCAACGAGACCACGCUGCUGGCCAAGCACAACAUCUUUCAUCUGGCCCUGCUGGUCGUGAACCUGUUCAACAUGUUCAUAACCUACGGAGACACGUUCCUGCCCACCUCCAACAGCUACGACGAGCUGUACUAUGAAAUAGUACGAAUGCACCAGGUGUUUGACAACCUCUACUGCAUGGUUUUGAGAGUAUCCACCAACACAGGCCAGUGGAAGGAGGCAGCCAGCAAAGUCACACACGCACUGGUUAACAUUCGGGCCAUCGUCAACCAUUUUAAUCCUAAAAUUGAGUCGUAUGCUGCUGUGAACCACAUCUCCCAGCUGUCAGAGGAACAGGUUUUGGAGGUGGUACGGUCCAACUACGACACGCUGACCCUCAAACUGCAGGACGGCCUGGACCAGUUUGAGAGGUACUCGGAGCAGCCAAAGGAGGCCGCUUUCUUCAAGGAGCUGGUGCGCUCCAUCAGCCUGAACGUGAGGAAGAACGUCUCUCUGAACACGCUGAGUCAGGACGUGCUGCUCAAAGAGUUCUCCACCAUCUCCUGAGACCCUCGCCUCCCUCAGGCCGACCUCUCUGUGCGUGUCAACACACACACAGACACACACGCGCGCGCAGACACACUAACCCGUUCGGCGGUUCGUCCCAUAAAUGGUCUCGACUCUUCGUCCUGUUUCCUGAGCAACGGGACGCUUUCUAAGGAAA